CAUGGCUGACGAGCGCCGGGAGUCCUCGAGUCCUAGCUCAGCGGUCCCGGAGCCACGCAUUCCGGACCCGCCGGACCUGGUUCUGGUGUCUGAUGAGGACCGCCCUGCCACACCCCCGAGGGACCUCAUCGAGAUCCAGGUGGUGAAGGUGACCGACACCACUCUGGUCCCCGAGCCCCUGGAGCCAGGCCCUCUUCACUGUGCCUUGUGUCCAGCUGCCUUCCAGCUGGUAUCUGAGCUGCUGUUCCAUGAACAUGGCCACCUGGCUGGGGCCGAAGGCGGUGGGCCGGCUGGGAACCCCAGCCAGUGCCACGUGUGUGGCCACCACUGCCCGGGCCCCGCCAGCCUGCGCACCCACUACAGCCUGCACACAGCCGAAAGGCCUUACCGCUGCAUGCUCUGCCCGCUGUCCUUCAAGGCGCCGGCGCUGCUGCUGCGCCACCAGCACCGACACGGGCCCAGCUCGGCUGUGGCAAGCCGCGGGGCCCCGCUGGAGAUCGCCGGGGUAGUGGCGGCGGUGAGCAAGCCCUUCGCCUGCCGCUUCUGUGCCAAGCCGUUCCGCCGCUCAUCUGACAUGCGCGACCACGAGCGUGUGCAUACCGGCGAGCGACCCUACCACUGCAGUGUGUGUGGCAAAGGUUUCACGCAGUCGUCAGUGCUGAGCGGCCACUUGCGCAUCCACACUGGCGAGCGACCCUUCCGCUGCGCGCUCUGCGGCCGCACCUUCAACAACUCCUCCAACUUCCGCAAGCACCAGCGCACCCACUUUGCAAGGGCCCAGCCCUGGCUUGGGGGUGACCCCUGCAGCCAGCAGGCGGGAAGAGGGAGGCGGGAGCCCUCGCAGGUGAAGAGAGAGGUUGACCCCUAGGCUGGAAGUGGACAGGGAGGAGGAGAGGGGAGAUUGGGGGAGCACAGAGGAGUGGCUGGUAAUGAAAAGCUGAGCCAAGUGGGGCAACCCUUCAUCACAGAAUCACUGAGGUUGGGGGGUGCGCAGCCCAGGUCCAAGUUGUGUUCUUGCAGGUGGUCCUUGUGCAUGAAGCUUGUCGCCAGCUGGUGGUAGCAUGGGGUGGGUCACAGUGCCCCUGGUCAUUGCGGGUUCUGGUCUUUGGGGUUCUCUGGGGUGUGCCCAGAUGGAACCAUUUUCCUGCCUCAGUGAACCCCACCCUGUUGCCUAUCUCCCAAAAGCGGAAGAGCCUCAGCACAUCCUCCACAAAAGAGACUUGGAGAUGCCCUCAAAGCCCAAGGGUAUCAGGUCAUAGCUGAGGACAUUUGAGUUUACAGGACAUGAGCCUCACUGUAAGGAUCUUUUGUCCCUCUACCCAGGAAUAGAAGAAACCUCCAUGUCAAGCUUUGGCCCAAGAACCCACCCCCCCCCCCCGUGUCUCCCUACCCCGCUCCCCCUUGAGCUAUGGUAACCAGUGCCAGGUGAGCCCAGGGUGGGCUGAUGAAGGCUGGGGGCUCGAGCUGAGAGCUGAGUCACUGUGC
Molecule: messenger RNA, 1485 nt
Organism: Sorex fumeus (smoky shrew)
Lineage: Eukaryota; Metazoa; Chordata; Mammalia; Eulipotyphla; Soricidae
Gene: ZNF784
Product: zinc finger protein 784
Exons: 2
Coding region: 2-868 (288 amino acids)
Biological process (GO): regulation of transcription by RNA polymerase II
Cellular component (GO): nucleus
Molecular function (GO): DNA-binding transcription factor activity, RNA polymerase II-specific; RNA polymerase II transcription regulatory region sequence-specific DNA binding
Source: RefSeq, a predicted model, not a curated record